Molecule: messenger RNA, 4184 nt
Organism: Anolis carolinensis (green anole)
Lineage: Eukaryota; Metazoa; Chordata; Lepidosauria; Squamata; Anolidae
Gene: atp13a2
Product: ATPase cation transporting 13A2
Exons: 27
Coding region: 347-3499 (1050 amino acids)
Biological process (GO): autophagosome-lysosome fusion; regulation of autophagosome size; intracellular calcium ion homeostasis
Cellular component (GO): membrane
Molecular function (GO): ATPase-coupled monoatomic cation transmembrane transporter activity; P-type ion transporter activity; ATP hydrolysis activity
Source: RefSeq, a predicted model, not a curated record
AUUCUUCUCUCCUGUCCAUCUCCACCAUCCUUCCUUCUUCCGGAAGGGAGGGAGGGAGGGCGGGAGGCGCUUGACCGGGAGUGACCCCGCCGCUCUCCCCGCAGCGCCCACAAGGGGGCCCCGGCGCUGCCUCCUUGGAUGACGAGAGUGUUUGGGCUGAGGCGCAGAGGCCUCUGGGAGUCGUAGUCCAGCGCCUGCCGCAGCGAGGGAAGGGGCGUGCGUUGUGGAGCGAGACGGAACUACAGCUCCCAGCAGCAGGCCUGGCUUCUUCCAUUGCCGCUGCGGCCGGGAGGCAGAGGCGGCCUUGAGGAAGGAGAGCAGCAGGCAGGCAGAGAGAGAGCCCCUGAUGGCUUCCAAAAGCGGCCUCUCUCUCCUGGGCGGCAAACGGACCACCCACAUGGGUCUGCAGGAGACCCCCAGCAUCAGCCCCAUGGAGGUGCUUGGCUACCAGCGGAAGGCCUGGAGGGUGGCCUUGUGCCACGCGGCCUCCGUGCUCUCCGUGGGGCUCCCGCUGCUGCUCUUCCACUGGAGGCCCCGCCUGGAGGUCCAGGCCAAGGGCAUCCGCUGCCCCCUGCGCCAGGCCCACUGGGUGGUCAUCCGGGAUCAGUUUGGGCAAGACUUCACCGCCCGCGUUCAGGAGGAGGAGGUGGAGAGAGGCAGCCUGGAGCCCAGCGGAGGGGACCAGGACGGGCGGAGCAGCGUUGCUGUUGGGGUCGGAGGCGAGGACGAGGAGGGUCGGGACACGGUCAGGCUCCAGCCGAAGGAGGAGGAGGAGGAGGAGGAAGAGACCACCGUCAUCCGCUACUACGUCUUCGAAGGGCUGCGCUACAUCUGGAUGGAGAAGCGACAGGCCUUCUGCAAAGCCAGCGUUUUGGACGAGGGCUGGGCUUGUUCCGACCUUCACGACAGGCAUCUAGGGCUGAGCGCCAAGGAACAGGCCGCCAGGAGGAAGCUCUACGGACCCAACCUCAUCGAUGUCCCGGUGAAGCCUUACCUGAGGCUCCUGAGGGAUGAGAUCCUGAACCCCUUCUACAUCUUCCAGAUCUUCAGCAUCACCUUGUGGCUCUGCGAGGAGUACUACUCCUACGCCGGCUGCAUCUUCGUCAUCUCCGCCCUCUCCAUCGGAGUCUCGCUUUACCAGACCAGGAAGCAAAGCGUCACCCUGAGGAACAUGGCCAGGCUCUCCGUCAGCGUCAGGAUACGCAGAGGCCCCAAAGAGGAAGUGACGGUGGGCUCCUCGGACCUGGUGCCCGGGGACUGCCUGGUGGUCCCUCCGGACGGGAUGCUGUUCCCCUGCGAUGCCGUCUUGCUGACCGGGGAGUGCAUGGUCAACGAGAGCAUGCUGACCGGCGAGAGCGUCCCCGCCAUGAAGACCCCCUUGCCCAGGGGGGGCCCGGCCUCCGCCGCCUACUCCCCUGAGGAGCACAAGCGCCACACGCUCUUCUGCGGGACACACGUGCUCCAGGCCCGCUCCUACACGGGGCCACACGUCCUGGCCGUGGUCACGAGGACAGGCUUCUGCACAGCCAAAGGCGACCUCAUCAGCUCCAUCCUCUUCCCGAAGCCGGUCUACUUCAAGUUCUAUAAAGACGCAGCAAAGUUUGUGGGUUUCUUGGCAGUUUUGGCCGCUCUGGGAACAAGUUACAGCAUUUUCAUCUUAAUUCGGAACAAGGUCCCGGUGAGGCAGAUCGUGACGCACGCGCUGGACGUGGUGACGGUGGUGGUGCCCCCGGCCCUCCCGGCGGCCAUGACGGUGGGCACCAUCUACGCCCAGAGCCGCCUCCAGCGCCGCGGCGUCUUCUGCGUCAGCCCCCCGCGCAUCAACCUCUCCGGGAAGGUGCGCCUGGUCUGCUUUGACAAGACGGGGACUCUGACGGAGGACGGGCUGGACGUCUGGGGCGCGGUCCCGGUGGAGGAGGCCUCCUUCCUGCCGCUGGAGCCGGACCUGCGCCGCCUGCCCCCGGGGCCCCUGCUCCGCUGCCUGGCCUCCUGCCACGCCCUCGCCCUGCUCGGGGGUCAGCCCCUCGGGGACCCCGUUGACCUUCGCAUGCUGGAGUCCACCGCGUGGACCCAGGAAGAGGCGGAAGGGCCAGAGGCGGAGGCCCGUGUGUCCCUCCUUUUCCGCACCAAAGCCCUGGCGGUGAUGAGACCCCCGAAAGCGCCGGAGGAGACGCUUGGCAAGGAGCGCCGCUCGUCCCCGCUGGCCCUGCUGCGCCGCUUCCCCUUCUUGUCCGCGCUGCAGAGGAUGAGCGUCCUGGCCAAGCCCCCGGCCGAAGAGGGCCCCACGGAGGCCUACAUGAAAGGGGCCCCGGAGACCGUGGCCAGCCUCUGCCUCCCGGAGUCAGUCCCGGCCGAUUUCUCCCAGACGCUGCACCUUUUUGCCAGCGACGGCUUCCGCGUUCUGGGCCUGGCGUACAAGCCCAUGGUGGCCAUCCAGACCUUCGAGGAGGCCCAGGAGGUGGCCAGGGAGUCCGUGGAGAGCGGCAUGACCUUCCUGGGGCUCCUGGUGAUGAAGAACGUCCUCAAGCCGGAGACGCCGCCCGUCAUCCACUUGCUGCGCAGCGCCGAGAUCCGGACCGUCAUGGUCACUGGGGACAACAUGCUGACGGCGGUGAACGUGGCCAAGAGCAGCCGGAUGGUGGAGCCCCGGGAGAAGGUGGUCUUUGUCAGCGCCGUAGCCCCCAGCCGUGGGAAGCCAGCCGCCCUGCGCUUCCUGCCCUCCGAGCAGCCCUUCCAGGGCUCCUACCAGAACGAGGACGGCGGCACCCGUUUCCCGGAGGAGCCCCGCUGCCACCUGGCCCUCAACGGGAAAUCCUUCGCCGUGGCCUGCGAACACUUCCCGGACCUCCUGCCAAAGAUCCUGAUCCAAGCCACCAUUUUUGCCCGCAUGCUUCCUGACCAGAAAACACUCCUGGUGCAGAGCUUCCAGGCCCUGAACUACUGCGUGGCCAUGUGUGGGGACGGGGCCAACGACUGUGGGGCCCUGAAGGCGGCCGACGUGGGCAUCUCCCUCUCGGACGCAGAGGCCUCCGUGGCCUCGCCCUUCACCUCCCGGACCCCCAACAUCGAGUGCGUCCCCAUCGUCAUCCGGGAAGGUCGGUGCUCCCUGGUCACCUCCUUCGGGGUCUUCAAGUACAUGGCCCUCUACAGCCUGGUCCAGUUCGUCUCGGUGCUUCUGCUCUACACGAUCGACACCAACCUGGGCGACCUGCAGUUCCUCUUCUUCGACCUGAUCAUCACCACCACGGUGGCCGCCCUGAUGGGCCGCACGGCCCCCGCCCCGGACCUGGGCCCCCGCCGGCCGCAAGGGGCCCUCCUCAGCACCGUGGUCCUGGGCAGCCUCUCCCUCCAGACCGCCCUCCUCGUCGCCAUCCAGGUCACCGGGUACUUCAUGACGGCCGCCCAGCCCUGGUUCGUCCCCUUGAACAGCACCGUCCCGGCCCCCCAGAACCUGCCCAACUACGAGAACACGGUCAUCUUCUGCAUCUCGGGGAAAUGAUCACACAAAUACAUAUAGACAUGUCUAGAUAGAUAUGAAUAUAUAUAUAUAUAUAUAUAUAGGGCUUGCAAAUAUUGAAGGGGGAAAUGAACACACAAAUACAUAUAGACAUGCCUAGAUAGAUAUGAAUAUAUAUAUAGGGCUUGCAAAUAUUGAAGGGGGGAAAUGAACACAUAAAUACAUAUAGGCAUGCCUAGAUAGAUAUGAAUAUAUAUAUAUAGGGCUUGCAAACAUUGAAGGGGGGAAAUGAACACACAAAUACAUAUAGACAUGUCUAGAUAGAUAUGAAUAUGUAUAUAUAUAUAGGGCUUGCAAAUAUUGAAGGGGGGAAAUGAACACACAAAUACAUAUAGACAUGCCUAGAUAGAUAUGAAUAUAUAUAUAUAUAUAUAUAUAUAUAUAUAUAUAUACGGCUUGCAAAUAUUGAAGAGGGGAAAUGAACACACAAAUACAUAUAGACAUGUCUAGAUAGAUAUGAAUAUAUAUAUAUAUAUAGGGCUUGCAAAUAUUGAAGAGGGGAAAUGAACACACAAAUACAUAUAGACAUGCCUAGAUAGAUAUGAAUAUAUAUAUAGGGCUUGCAAAUAUUGAAGGGGGAAAUGAACACACAAAUACAUAUAGACAUGCCUAGAUAGAUAUGAAUAUAUAUAUAUAGGGCUUGCAAAUAUUGAAGGGGGGAAAUGAA